GGACCGCUUGUGUGCUGCCUGCGCCCUAUGUCCGCCAGCGUGGAGCUGGGAGAGGCCAGCGAGGCGCCGACGGGUCUCAACCGCUUCCAAAAGGUGGUGCGCAUGCAGCAGGCGCUGCACCGGGCCAGCUCGGAGGCGGGGAUGAGCUCGCAGGCUCCUCCGUCGACGCUGCUCAAGCGAGCGGGCGCGCCAUCGAUGCUGAUCAACCUCGCCCUCGUCGAGGAGCGGCACGGCAAGGGCUCGUGGCAGUACCGCUUGCUCGCACUGCAGAAGACGCGACGGUACACGGCCGCCUUCAUCGCGCUGCUGCUGUGCGACGCGACCGCCGCCAUCCUCGGGCUGCUCCUCUCGACUGCCUACCCUCCGUGCGUCAACAUCAAGGCGCUCGCCAGCUGUCCCGCCAACAGCAGCACAGUCACCGUCAUAGACGACGGCGUCAUCACAAGCACCACCACCACGAGCGACGUCGAGCCGGAGCCGAGCUGCAGCGAGAGCGGGUACGGCGCGUUUGCCGCCGCCAUGCUCGCAGUCACAGUCAUCUCCAUGCUCUCCAUCGUUACCUUCCUCGCCGAGUCGCUCCUCGUCUCCGCGGCGCUCGGCCCGCUACUGCUCCGCACCUCCCGCUCCUUCCGCCUGUGGACCGUGCUCGACCUUCUCAUCCUCACCUUUGCCCUCGGCGUCGAGUCGUACCUGUUGCUCGUCAAGCACCCCACCGCGUCGGAGCGCGCCGUCCACACCUCCUCGCCCGCCCUCGUCCUCCUCUCCCGCGGCUACCGGUACGUCCAGCUCGCGCGCCGCUCGUACACGAUCUUGCGCCGCGUGCACCACACGCGCAAGUCGGGCCGCGACCUGAUCGAGGGCGGCGAGGCGCAGCGCGCGCGGAGCGAGCUCGACGGCGCGCUGGAGGAGCGGCGGAACGAGCUGCUCAUCGCGAGGCAGGAGAGCGGCGAGGGGCGCGUGCACCCGUCGAAGCUCGUGCUGCAGGUCUGCGCCGACAUGCUCCUCUCCGUCAGCCGCGAGGUGGGCAGCCGCGAGUGGGACGAGGUGCGGGAGCUGGCGGCAGCGGCGGGCAUCCGCGCGCUCGACGGCUUUGUGGAGCGGCUUCUCAAGCGGCGGCUGCUGCCGCUGUACUCGCGGCCAGAAGGCUUCUACGAGAACGACUCGAACCUAGCCAACACGCUCUUCCAGGCGGUCAAGUACAAGGAGAGCAUGGGCGCGUGGCCAGAGGGCCUCGCCGCCCUAAUCAAGGACGCAAACACGCCCGACUCGCUGCGCGGCGUCAUCCUCGACGACCUCGGGCCCGGAGGGUACGGCCCUCUUGCCCUCGUGGUGCGGGCGAGCCGCUGCUUGCGCACGCUUGACGUCGACUGCUCCGACUCGAACUUGUGGCGCAGCUCGGGCAAGGAGGCCUUCAUCGAGUCCCUCGCCGAGAGCAGCACGCUGCGCCAGAUCGACCUCUCCACCUCGCACGUGCCGCCCGACCUGCUGCACAAGCUGUGCGCGCGGCUCGCUUGUGGCGGCGAGGGCGUCGGAUCCGAGUGGGAGGCCGAGUGGGAGUCGGCGUCGCACAGGGAGGGCGAGGGCUCGCGGCCGCAGGCGAGAGCAAACGGGCGGAGGCAGGGAGCGGCGGUAGCGCUGCCUCCGCGCGUCGCUCAGAUCGAGGCCGUCUCGCUCGCCGGCAACGCUGUGCCCGGCUGCGGCGCCUCGCUCGCGCUGCUCCUCGAGCAGUGCGGCGCCCUCACCUCCCUUGACCUCUCGCGCACUUGCCUCACCGAGGCCGACGGCGCGCUCGUCCUUGCCUUGCCAUCCUCGAGCCUCGGGCUCGGGGGGGGCGCGCUCGUCCUUGCCGCCGUCGCCAGCCGGCACGCACGCGACGCGAGGCGCGCCGCCGAAGCGCAGCGGUCGACGCAGGGCGCGCGGCUGCCCGAGGGGUGGCCUGCCGCCCGCCACGCGCCGCCGGCCGGAGCGUCCGCGGAGGCGUCGAACGCUGCCAAGCCGCUGCAGUGCGUCGUACUCGACGUCGCGGCGGUGCCGCCGGAGGAGCGGGGGCGGCUGCCCGCCGCGGUUGCGGCGAUGAUAGGCGACGAGCUGCUCGACCGGGGCGAGAUCCGCAAGGUGAUGCGUGAGGCGUCCGACUUGGUGACCGGCACGCUGCUCGAGGCGGCGCACGGCCUGCAGCACUACAUGCGCGUGAGCGAGGAGCACAUCCGGCAGGGCGUCGCGAUGGGCACCGCCGCCAUCGAGGAGGAGGUGCGCGCGCUGGGCGACGCCGAGGCGCUGUCGAUGCUGCAGUACAUCUUGCACGACCCGGCCUCGGAGAAGGAGUACCCCAACGGCACGCGCGACGCCGGCCGCAGCGGCGAGCGGCUCGCCGACUUCGUCGCGCACGCCGACGCGCAAAAGGCGAUGCUCGACGAGCCGCACCCGCACGUCGUCGCGUUGCGGCUGUACACGACGGCGGCGUACCGGCACAUCAACGGCCCGCUCCGCAAGCCGGAAGGUCCGCACCCGCUGGCGCGCACCACUUGGUUCAUCUCGGAGGCCGUGCGCAAGCUGCGCGCGGUGCACGCCGACUCGACGACGGCGACCGAGACCGAGGACCUCUGGAGGGGCAUGCGCAACAUGCAGCUCUCGAGCGACUUCAUCGACAACCGCACCGGCGGCACCGAGCUCGCGCCCAUGUCCGCGACCACCGACAUGACCGUCGCGGCGCGCUACGGCGCCUCGUCGGGCACGCUGCUCUUCAAGAUCCGCGUCGACAACUCGCUCGUGCGCGGCGCGUCGCUGCAGUGGGUCUCCGCCUUCCCGCGCGAGGCGGAGGUGCUCUUCCCGCCGCUGACGUACGUCCAGCCCACCGACAAGCGGCAGACGCUGCUGGUGGGCGCGUGCAACUUCACUGUCAUAGAGGUGGUGCCCAACCUGUCGUCGUGACGCAUAUUAGAGGUGUGCGGUGCCCCGGUGCCCUACCACAGCGAGCCGUACCGUGCCUGUACCGGUGUCGCAUGAUAUGGUUCAUGGAGUUGAUGGGGGAGAUGGGUUGUGAUGCUCAUGUACGAAGUACGAGAUAUGUACGAUCUACGAGCGU
This is a messenger RNA of Emiliania huxleyi CCMP1516, 3085 nucleotides long. RefSeq lists its product as hypothetical. Lineage: Eukaryota; Haptophyta; Isochrysidales; Noelaerhabdaceae. Bases 28 to 2931 code for a protein of 967 amino acids. The record is from RefSeq and is a predicted model, not a curated record. The transcript is spliced from 11 exons.